This is a messenger RNA of Clunio marinus, 1105 nucleotides long. The record is from the annotation of a GenBank genome assembly. Lineage: Eukaryota; Metazoa; Arthropoda; Insecta; Diptera; Chironomidae.
AUGUUUCAAAACGUGCUGUUGCAGAUACUUUGUGUGGUUUUCUUUAUUGGACUUUUUGGGAAUAUCAACGGCGAACAGAAAGAGACAUCGCAAGCGAUUGACCAUCCCAACAAAAAUGAAUACUCUUCAACUCUUGUCGGUUCGGAUAAGCACAAAUAUGGAUAUGAACUGAAAGAAAAUAAACAUUUUCAUCAUACAACGACUGAAGAAGACGGCGUACGUUUAGGUUGUUAUGGCUAUGUUUUAUUUGGCAAAAAAUAUUCAACUCAGUAUGUUGCCGAUGAUCAAGGAUAUCGUCCCGUCUUCACACAUGAUCCAAUUACAGUUUACCCCAAAUCUGGUGGAGAAAGAAAAGCGUCAUUUGUUGGAGAUUUUAAUGAAGAUGAACAAAGAAGUCAAAACAUUCGUUAUUUCUUCCCUGAUGGAUGUAAAGGAAGUGAUAUUAAUGUUCUGCCUAUGCCACCACCUUUUGUGUUUAAGGAAACAGAAAUUCCAGUUUCACCCCCAAAAGAAGAAACUAAGCUAAUAACAGAAGAAGCAUUUCCACCUAUUAACGUCGUUGUGCCUCCAUUCGUUCCAAUCGAACCUCCAACAACCACACCAAAGCCACCCCCUCCACCAACAACGAGACCACCACCACCUCCUGUAGUUGUUACAUCUGCCCCACUUUUCACGAAAGUGCCUGCAAGUUUAAUUUCUAAAAAUAUAAAUCAAAAUUGUUGUUGUUCAGACGAUGAUUCAAUUCCUAAACUUGUUUUAAAAGCACCCAUGAAAUCUCUUGGGAAAUCUUCUGACUCUUGUGAAAAAUAUGUGAAACUUAUUAUUCCCGUAGAAGGAUUAAAUCCCGAUAGUUUGAAAUCUCUUACAAAGGGAUCUGACACCAGUGAAAUAAUCAAAAGCGUUUUACAAUCUCUUUCUUGAAUACCGUUUGGUUUGUUUGUUUUGUAAGAUCACAUCAGUCUGAAAAGCGUCUCAUAAAAUUACUAAUAUGUCUGAUAUUGAAAAUUGAUGAGGUUUAUGUUUUUUUUAUCCGUAUAAACUCAUGAAUUUGUCAUGUAAAAUUCGAUUACAAAAUUUCAAAAUAAAAUUGUUAACUUAAAUUAAA